Molecule: messenger RNA, 4770 nt
Organism: Linum tenue
Lineage: Eukaryota; Viridiplantae; Streptophyta; Magnoliopsida; Malpighiales; Linaceae
Source: the annotation of a GenBank genome assembly
CCGUUCUUCUCAGCAGAUGAUAGGGUUUUAGAGCUCGAAAACCGGUGCCGUCGUCAACAACCGUACGCCGACAUCAACUUUGCCCGGCGGAGCUUCUAUGACAUUCGCCGACCGUUGAACACUAGAGAGAUGGGCGGCGCCACCAGGCUAUUCACUCUCCUCACCUCCACGACCUCUUCCUCCCCGCUUCUCCUCCCUCACCACCGCCAAUGCCCGGCUCUUCUCCGCCUUGUCUGCCGCCACCGCCGCCGUCAGCUCUCCUUCUCUUCCAUCCCUCACCGCGUCCGCUGCAGUCACAACCUUCAAUCCUCGACUCCGUCUCUUCCUCCAUCCUUUCGAGCUAAAUCCUCGCGCCAAUUUUACGCCCAGGCCACCUUUGCCGGUCAAUCGUCCAAUUCAUCGCAUCAGCCGCCUCCGGUCUUCCAUCAGUGGCCGGAAUGGUCCAAUUUCCUCCAAAAUAUCUCUGCUUUGGGGUAUUUUAAUCGCCAGGUGAUUGACUCGGAAAUUGAAGAGUUCGUGGACCCGACGAAUUUGCCUGAUGAGUUCGUGAGAACUACCAUUGCUUGCUUGGCUUUCGGUCGUGACAGGCCUGAGAUUUUGGGGCUGCUGUCCAGAAGAGAUAUUGCGACGGUAAUUACCAACGGCAUGCCUCUUUUGCUGUUCAAAAAUGGUGAGGAGCUGGUCAGAAGAAUGCAGCUGUUUCUGGAUGGACAGAGCAGAAACGUAACUAGCGCGGAUAGAGCGCAGACAGUUGAUUUGAUGAAGCUCUUAGUGACUUAUGCUGGCAAUGUUAUGCCUUUUGGGAACAUGAACAUAGAUAGCAAGCAAGAGGUUGAGUUAUCUGUUCGUAACAUAUUGGGUCAGUUGUCCCAGUUCAGCUAUAACAGCAUUCCUAGUUUUCAACCAUCUCCAGCUGUACGAAAUCAGUUCUUAGAGAGAAAUGUUCCAGGACCAAGUCCAGUUGGACCAAAUAUUGAAAUGAAGAAAGGUGACUGGAUUUGUUCAAGGUGUAAUUUUAUGAACUUUGCAAGGAACAUCAAGUGUCUUGAUUGUGAAGAAGCACGCCCGAAGAGACAGCUUACUGGGGGAGAGUGGGAGUGUCCUGAAUGUGAUUACUUCAAUUAUGGGAGGAAUAUGGUAUGCAUAAGGUGUGACUGCAAGCGCCCCGGAGAAGUAUCACUAAGGACCAUGGGGUCUGGACCAGGUCUCGAGUCUGGAUAUGGAACCCAAUCAAAUGACGGUGAUAUUGAUAACCGUUUGGCUGCCAAUGAAGAGAAGGCACAGCGGUGGUUUAGUAAGAUGUCUCAGAUGGACAAUAGUUCAGACAUCAACAGUGCUAUACCGGAUGAAGAUUUCCCUGAAAUCAUACCCUUGAGAAAAGGAGGCAAUAUGUUUAAUGUAAGCACAAGGAAGACUCCUCUUGAGAGAGGGCUGAGCAAUGCUCAAAACCAAAAAGCCUUGGGGAAUGAUAGCAACAGGCUUCAACCUACAGAUAACUUUAGGCCCCCUGCUUCAAGCACUGGUGAGCAGAGUGUGUUCGAGGACAAACAAGGUGAUACUUCUGAUAGCUGGUUCAAGAAAGUUGCAGAGCUACAUAAUGUGGCAGACGUGGAUAGCGCGUUGGCAGAUGAUGAUUUCCCUGACAUCAUGCCAAUGCGCAAGGGCGAAAACAGAUUUGUAGUUCCGAAGAAGAAAGAUCGGUCUCUCACUUCUCCCCUGUACAAGAGACGCGCUGCCAUGGAGCAAGCAAACGAUACAAAUUAUGUACCUUUCGUGCCCUUCCCUCCCAACUACUUUGCCAAGAAGGUUGAUCAACAACAGCAAAGCGGGCAGGGGUCAGAGAACAAGGCAAUUGAAACUCCCAAUUCUUCCACACCAGAGAGUUCGGCUAGCUAUCCCGGACCUGGAUUUUCAGAUGCAGCAAGGGUUCCUGGUUUAGUACAGCAACCAUCAACGCUAACCCCGCCAGAUCAGAAUUUGAAUUCGGCGGGAAGCAGAAGUCAACCAUCUGGUUGGAAUCCGGAGAAUCAAGGCGGCAACCCCAAAACUGGAGUUUCGAAUUCAGCCUCGGUUCAUGGUUUUGAAAAUCAACCGAAUUUUGUUGGUGCACAGCAAAGUUCAACACAAAUCCCGCCAAAUAUGAAUCUGUCGGGAAACAGAGGUCAACCAACCCGUUGGACACCGGAGAGUUCGGGUAGCAACCCUAGACCUGGAGCUUCGAAUGCAGCCUCAACUCAUGGUUCGGAGAAUCAACCAAAUUCGACGCGUGCACAGCAAGAUUCAGCACGACAUAUGCCAAAUUCCAGUUCGAGCGUGACAGGAAGCAUGAGCCAACCAUCUGGGUGGAAUGGGAAGAGCUUGGAAGGUUCGGCGGUGAAGGCAGACCCCGACCCUUUGGAUAUGUCGGAGGAGGCUAAAGCCGAGAGGUGGUUCAAACGGGUGGCUCAAAUCAAGGACAUAUCGGAGCUAAGCCAGAUUCCCGAUGAAGAUUUCCCGUCGAUAAUGCCGAUGCGGAAAGGCGUGAACCGAUUCGUUGUGAGCAAAAGGAAGACGCCGCUGGAGAGAAGGUUGACAUCUACCCAGUACAGACGGAACCUUCCGAUUGUUAGCUCCGAUCAGCCGCCUAGAAACGAAGGCGGCGAUGAUUCUCAGUAGAAAAACGGAAGCCAAAACAUUGUAGAGAAAAUCAUCGCCCACUUCUUGUAUUGUUGUGUAACAUUGUUCUUGGAUUCCUUUUACGGUAAAGAAGUUGAUCCUUCAUUAUUGUUUUUUGUUGUUACUUGCCCUGGCGGCUGAAUAAUCAUGGAUACCACAAGUGACGUGGCCUCAUAAUCAUCGCAGGUUUGACAAACUUCGAGAAAGUCCAUCCUCGUUAACCGUCGCCUGUGAUUUUGUUCCUCUAUUUUCUGGUCCAAUUGAAAACCAUUCUCUAGCUUUUACCCGAUCCAUGUCUCUGCAGAGCAAUGUGUGGGCUAUUGCAGGGAAAUGGGUUUCAACCAUCGCAGGAGCUCUCCACUCUGUGCUCACCGUCGUCGUCUUCCUGCUUCUGGACCUUCUCGACACUGUUUUCUGCUUAAUUUACAGGUUCAUCGACGAGUAUCUCGAAGGGAAAAGAAAAAAGCCAUGCUAUUGUGAAAAGCGAGACGGGAAUGGCAGAACUACCGGCGAGAUUCAGCUCUCAGAGACGAUGUGGGGUAGAAGAAAUGUGUUUAGGCUGAUGGGUGCUCGUCUUCCGUCCAAAAGACUCAAACUUCAGCCGGUGGAUUGCAAGAAGUCGAGUGACGACUGCGGCACCACUGCCGGAAGAUGGUCGGAUUGUCGGUGCGAGUCGUGUUUUUCUUGGACGAGGAACGGUGAUGGCCGGAAAUUGCAUGUGGUGGUUAGAGAGCCGUCCUCGUCAGCGGCUGGCUCUGGAGAAUCGACUGAGAAUGUGAUAUUUGUACAUGGGUUCCUCGCUUCAUCCUCCUACUGGACUGAAACUGUAUUCCCCAAUCUCUCCAAAAAUCAGAACUACAGAAUGUUUGCAAUCGACCUUUUAGGUUUCGGUGAAAGUCCCAAGCCGAUGGAUUGUCUCUACACACUGCAAGACCACUUGCAGACAAUUGAAGACUCAGUUGUGAAGCCAUUUCAACUCACGUCCUUCCACAUCGUCGCCCAUUCAAUGGGCUGCAUUAUAGCCUUGGCCCUCGCGGCUAAGUACUCUGGAUAUGUGAAAUCCAUAACCCUCGUAGCGCCGCCUUACUUAGCGAGAUCGGAAGAAGAAGAGUCAAGUUUGAGAGCACUUGAGAAGAUCGCGAAGAAGAGACUGUGGCCACCGCUGAUGUUUGGAGCGGCAUUGAUGUCGUGGUACGAGCACUUGGGCCGCUGCAUCUGCUUCCUGGUUUGCAGACACCAUAGAGCGUGGGAGAAGUUGCUGAUGCUGCUCACUCGAAGCAGGUUAGCAUCGAUUCUGAUAUCUAUAGAAUCUGGGUUUAUAGGGAUGUGGAAGAUCGAGAUCAAUCUGUGUCGCUAUGUUUGUUUUGUGCACUGUAGGAACGUACAUUUCAUGCUGCGAGACUUGACGAGGCACACCCAUCAUUCGGCGUGGCACACGAUGCACAAUGUGAUCUGUGGCGGGGCGAGAUGUAUGGAUGAGUUCUUGGAGAUGGUGUCGAGAUCCGGAGCGAAGGUGUUUGUGGUUCAUGGCGAUCAGGACCCUGUUGUUCCAUUGCAGUGCAGCGUAAACAUGAAGAGGAAGUUUUGGGACAAUGAUAAGCAACUGACGUUAGAUGUUGUGUGGAAUGCUGAUCAUACCUCUGUGAUUAUGGGGAGGGAGAAAGAGUUUACUCGAAGAUUAGAGCAUAUCUGGAAGGAGUCUUCUGGUUCCUGCCCUCCUUAUUCACUGCAACUGUAAUAAUACUGGUCAAUUGUUUGUUGAUGGACCGUUGGCUAUGUAUAAGUUCAUAGAGGAUGCAUUUUCCCAGCAUGUCAGCAAUCUGAAUUGGGCUAAAUAUGCAGGCAGGCUCAUUGUAAGCACAGGUUGGUACCGUCUCAUCACAAUUUUAGGGAUCUGGGUUGCCUGCAGUAGCAAAAUUAGGGAUCUUGGUGUGUCAGUCUCCAUUAAUAGAAGUCAUUGAGCAUAGCCUAACCAGGGAAUAUUGCAUAAGCAGUUUUGGCCAAGUGAAACUUGUAACGACGCCAAGUGACAAUGAUUAAUCUUCAAAUUAUUAGCUCUGAAAGGAAAGGAAUAGACGGAAGUUGGAUGGAAGUAGGGCUGCAAAUGAGUCGAGC